GGCGCGCGUGCGCGGCCGGUGGGCGCCGGGCGCGCGUCGCGGGCUGAGGCGGAGGGAGGGGGUAAGAUGGCGGCGCCCGUCCUGCUGCGAGUGUCGGUGCCGCGCUGGGAGCGGGUGGCCCGCUCCGCCGUGUGCGCGGCCGGCAUCCUGCUGUCCCUCUACGCCUGCCACCUGGAGCGGGAGAAGGGCCGCGAUCUCCACUACCAGGCCUUGUGCGACCUCAGCGAGCGGGUUCGCUGCUCCGCCGCCAUCACCUCCAGAUGGGGUCGAGGAUUCGGUCUGUUGGGUUCCAUCUUUGGAAAGGACAGUGCAAUAAAUCAGUCCAACAGUGUUUUUGGACUCGUGUUUUAUAUACUACAAAUGCUACUUGGUAUGACAGCCAGUGCAGUAGCAGCUCUAAUCCUCAUGACAUCCUCCAUAGUGUCUGUAGUAGGGUCUUUGUACUUGGCAUACAUUCUGUACUUCGUGCUGAAGGAAUUUUGCAUUGUCUGCGUCAUCACAUAUUUGCUGAACUUCAUUCUCUUUAUCAUCAACUACAAACGACUAGUUUAUUUGAACGAGGCCUGGAAACGGCAGCUCCAACCCAAACAGGAAUAGCGCCUGUUCGAACUUGUGACUGACAGUCUGAAGACCCAACUUCCAUUAAGUUUAUUUUGCAGUAAUUUUUUAUUCUCCAUAUCAGACGCUUUCCCUGAGAUCCAUAACUGAAUUUUUAAUUAUAAAUUGGAAGGGGCCCUAGAUAAUUUUUUUGUUGUUGUUGUUGUGCUAAUCUUCAAUUUAAAUGUGGUUGUGAAAGAAAGCUGUAAAGCAAUCAAAGACAAGCUUUAACUUUACUUUGAAGGAGUUCUAGCCACAGCAAAACCUAGACUCUCUCCUCCCCCUCCACUUGUAAAGUGGGUAACACUUGCUAUAAAAUAUCCUGUAUAUAAAUUCAGGUAUAACGAGAUGUGAUCAUGACAUUAAAUAUUCUAGAAUAGCAUUAUGAUAUUUAAUGUUGCCAUGUUUACAGUCUGUGUAUUACAUUCUUUUUUUUUUUUUUUUUAGCUGAUGGACUUAGAUUUGACUAGGACUUAUACUGUAAAUAAAAUUAGAAAUCUUGGUUUCAUCCCUGGAGAACUCACUGCACAAUCAGUUUUGUUAGCCUAGGAGCUUUCGGAGUGCUCAGCUAACAGGCAGCUGACGUGGUGGAAGAGAGCUCCGUGCUGGGGCGCUCACUGCUGGUGCUCUCCCAGAAAUGACGGUUGGGUUUUGUUCCAUUUCUCUUGUUUCCUAUCGAAAAUGGAAUUAAAGCUGAAACCUGAAGUACGUUCAUUAAACCACAAUAUCCUUCAUGUCUGUACAGAAUGAAAAUAGCUCAGUGUGGUCGAUAGGAAGUUACCACCAGGAUGUGACAUCCAGCGCGGGCUCUUGGUGUAUCAAAGAGCGCUCUUGUUCCACGCGGUGCUGUUUCAUUUUCAAUUGCGGUCAGACAGCCGGUGUUACUAACGUUUGAUGUUCUAUGAAUGCUGCAGUACAGGAUUGCAAUCUGCAGUGGAAACCACUGACUGAGCGGGAUAACCAAGUAGUGCACCGAAUAAGCAGAUACUGAAUUGAUCUUUGUCGGGAUCUUUGGUUUGCGCUAUAUUGGGAACUGAACUUUAGGCCUGACACGCACGAAGUCCUUUGGAAGGGCAGUCUGUUUCGUGGGAUAAGUAAGUGAAUGUGCUCCUGAAAUUGAAAUCUGAUACAGCGCUAUCAUUGCUCUUUCUAAUAACUAAUUAGAAAAAAAAUUAAACUGCGGAUUUAAACAAAGGAACAAAAUUGUAAUGCUGUUUCUGCUCACAGUAUUCUGAAGCUGAAUGUUAAAAGUGCCUUCUGUCUUAAAAUCUUAAACCAAAUACUUAGUGUUGAACUUGGCAGACAGAAGUGUCCUUGCUUUAAAAGUGAACAAACAAAAGCCCCAGCAAAUUUGCUGGACACAGAGAAGUAUUAAGAAACCUAUUUUAGUUUUUAGACUGAGAAGUGGUAGCAAUAUUAAACCAAUGUGAUAGGAAGUCAGUGACGUCAUUUGGAAAAGUGAAAUGCUUGUGUUUGGAACUCUGUGACACCAGAAUAUUCAGCUACGUUCUGUAAUUGGUGCUGUGCUGCUUCUUGCCCUUGUCAGCUUCUAAAUACAAAGAAUUCCAGCUGCGUACCUGUUUAUUUAAAGAAUUAGUUUUACUAAUCUUAGGAUUGUUUCUUAAACAUGAAUGUCAGAAAGACACUUAUGUUGUAUGGCUAAGUGGAUUACAAACACUAAGUUGCUGAGGAUGAACUUGACUGUGAAACAUACAGUAUUCAGUAGAGAAAAUAGAAAUGUUAGGUUGGAUUCACAAAAUAGUAUUUGCUACUGAAGUAAUUUUCUGGUUUGUAUCAAGGAUGUAGGUGGAAACUGCUUUUAUGUAUAGAGUUCUGUGGUAUGAGUAACAUCUGUUGCAUGUAACACUAAAUUACUUGUCCCUCUUGUCUAACGGUUUUAGACAAUUCAUUAAAUGCAUUUUGUAUUGACCAGAGUACAGUUAAAGCUUGUCUUGAUGUUUAGUUCUGUCUCUCCAAUGCCUUGAACUCUGACAUGAGGGGAAUGAAUGAUGCUGAACUGGUCCCUCAGGGCUUUGCUGUGUUCACUUAGAAGCCUCGAGGCAGUGUCACCAGUAUCCCUGGUGCGUGUGUUGUGUAGACUGAUUUCGGUGCAUUCCUGUGAUCCACACUGAAGCAUCUUUUCAUUGAAGGAAGAGGUGCACAUGUGCUGCCUGAAAUGGUUCAAUGCAGCACUGAUAGCUCAGAGCAAGCAGCGACAGAGACAAGUGUAAUCAAUGAUUACUUGGUCCAAUUUCGGGGUGUAAUGCACACCCAACAAAUAAAAAAAAGGAAAAAAGCCCCAUCAACAGAAAGUAUGGGUGUUGACUAACUCACUGUGUCUGGUGCUUGUCUGUGUGGGCAUAGUCUGUUAGUUCAGUUUGUUUAGUAAAAUUGUUUAGGGCCAGAUUUUCAGCAGUCGUGUCUGUGUGCACAUCGGGCUCCAAUGGGAAAUCUGCUUGGUCUCUGGAAGAACUUGCUGCUGUACUUCGUGCACGAUCUUGCAGAUCUGAUCCUAAUUGUGAACUCUUUUGUCUCGUGUGCUUUUCUUGCAGUUACCUUUUACUGGAAGUGAUUUGCUAGAAAUGGCCCUAACUCUUCUGCUUUCUCUCUUGUGCUUCAGAAAUGCAGUUGGCCUGAAUAAAGGGCAGAGUUGAUAUUAGCAGUAGAAAUUUGGACCUUUUUGCAUCCAGAUCUUUGUCUUUUUCCUCACUGCUACCAAUGAUAGAAACAGCACAUUUCUUCCAGUAAAAUGGCUCGGAUUGCGAUUAGGAAUGUGAUAGAAAUCAGAGGAGUGCUUCAUGCAACUGUUCCCCUGCCUGCCUCCCUCGGCCAGAACAAGUGUCAUGGCAAAGACACGACUGACACGAAUUUGCCAUUUACAAAACAAGGGAAAUUCUGAGGAUACGACAGUACGCGUAAACGCUCGUUAAUAAUACUUGGUCUGGCAGAGGGAUGAGGGGAGACGGUGUCAUUACCCAGAUCCUGGUUGUGGUUUCAACACCGGUGAGAAUGGAGGGGGGAAGCAAUCUUCAGAUGCAGUGGUUCUGAAUUCGGGCUGCUCCCCCCAGCCCUCCCUGGCUCUCAGAAGCCGUGCAGGGAGGGCUUGAUUCAAGGAAGAACAACUUCAUCCCAAAAGCUGUUUAGGAAGUAAACAUUCCCGAAAUCCUCUUACUGUAAGGUACUUGAAACUCUUAAGGCCAAUGAAGCAUUCAAGUCUUGUUUAGGAAAUGAGUGUUCUUGGAGCUUUCUUACUGUAAAGCAUUCGUGAUGCUAAGGAAGGCCAACAAAACAUUCCCUACCACCUACACUAUCUGAAGUGGCAGCGAGUCUCCCUUAUCAGGAGAUUUCAGCAUCCUGUAGCACACGUUCGUCUUCUGCUGUACAGUCUGUUGAUGGUUCAGGAAGAUUGGCGAGGUGCUUUGGGCAGCACUUGGGUCUCCUAAUUUAUAUGGGUUAGAGUUAAGGAGAGAUCUAAUAACUUCAGAUCUGCCAAUGUUGUUUAAACACAAUCUAGACAAAACUGGUCCAGAAAAGAUGAAGUAUUUGUUACCAUAAAACCGUAUUAAGCAUGGCCUAAGUAUUAGGUGUGUGUUCUGUAUAGUGUGUUCCAUCAACUAUUUAUCACCAGUGCUUUAAACUCCAAACUAAACACCCCUUUAAAUGGAGGCAUUGGGCAGAUGUUCCGUUUAUCAAUAUAUAGGUUGAGAGAUUCUCUGUUGCAGGCUUAGGAUAAGAUUUUGCUAACAGGUAAAACAAUGUAAAUAUGUACGAAUUCUAUUUGUUGCACAUAACUUUUUGGUAUAAAGAAAAAAAAUAAAUGUAGAAAUUACCUGUG
Molecule: messenger RNA, 4432 nt
Organism: Numida meleagris (helmeted guineafowl)
Lineage: Eukaryota; Metazoa; Chordata; Aves; Galliformes; Numididae
Gene: VKORC1L1
Product: vitamin K epoxide reductase complex subunit 1 like 1
Exons: 3
Coding region: 67-597 (176 amino acids)
Biological process (GO): vitamin K metabolic process; peptidyl-glutamic acid carboxylation
Molecular function (GO): vitamin-K-epoxide reductase (warfarin-sensitive) activity
Source: RefSeq, a predicted model, not a curated record